This is a messenger RNA of Oenanthe melanoleuca, 3591 nucleotides long. It is a transcript of the gene PDXK, whose product is annotated as pyridoxal kinase. Gene Ontology annotation, biological process: pyridoxal 5'-phosphate salvage. The coding region runs from base 109 to 1047 and encodes 312 amino acids. Gene Ontology annotation, molecular function: pyridoxal kinase activity. The record is from RefSeq and is a predicted model, not a curated record. The transcript has 11 exons. Lineage: Eukaryota; Metazoa; Chordata; Aves; Passeriformes; Muscicapidae. Gene Ontology annotation, cellular component: cytosol.
UGACAGGCGGGCAGGGCGAGCGCGUCACGCCGCCCGCGCUCCGCCCCCCGCUCCUGCUCCCGGCGCCGCCACCUCGGCCCGGCGCGGGCAGGCGCGCACGGCGCAGCCAUGGAGCCGGAGUGCCGGGUGCUCUCCAUCCAGAGCCACGUCGUCCGCGGCUACGUGGGCAACAAGGCGGCCACCUUCCCCCUGCAGGUUUUGGGAUUUGAAGUUGAUACGGUGAACUCUGUCCAGUUUUCAAACCACACAGGCUAUGCCCACUGGAAGGGUCAGGUGUUGAAUUCUGAUGAGCUUCAUGAACUCUACGAAGGACUUAAGCUGAACAAAGUCAACCGAUACGAUUAUGUGCUCACAGGCUAUACAAGAGACACAUCAUUUCUUGCAAUGGUGGUGGAUAUUGUCCAGGAGUUGAAGCAACAGAAUUCUAACCUUGUGUAUGUGUGUGAUCCAGUGAUGGGUGACAAGUGGAAUGGAGAAGGCUCUAUGUAUGUGCCCAAGGAUCUCCUGCCAGUCUACAGGGACAAAGUUGUACCUGUUGCAGAUAUCAUCACUCCUAACCAGUUUGAAGCUGAGUUGCUCACAGGGAGGAAGAUUUACACAGAAAAAGAUGCACUGGAGGUAAUGGAUAUGCUCCAUGCCAUGGGACCAGAGACUGUGGUGAUCACAAGCUCAGAUCUACAGGCACCUCUAGGAAAUGACUACCUGAUUGCUCUGGGAAGCCACAGAAAAACUAAAGCAGAUGGUACCAGGAUAACACAAAGAAUUCGGGUGGAGUCUCCUAAAGUGGAUGCUGUCUUUGUUGGAACAGGAGACUUGUUUGCUGCUAUGCUUCUGGCAUGGACACACAAGCACCCAAACAAUUUGAAGGUGGCCUGUGAAAAGACUGUGUCAGCCAUGCAGCAUGUUCUGCAAAGGACCAUUAAGAGUGCAAAAGUGCAAGCUGGAGAAGGAAACAAACCAAACUCAGCCCAGCUGGAACUGAGAAUGGUCCAAAGCAAAAAGGACAUAGAAAACCCAGAGAUCAUAGUGAAAGCCACCGUGUUAUAAAGGCUCCACGUCUCCAAUAACGCACAAUGUAUCGAUGUCCUCAUUUCUUUCCUGUAAAUUGUAAUAUUUGCCUUAGAUCUGUGACAGAAACCUGACUUUCAUGAAAUAGUGCCCAGCAUAGGCAGAUAUCCACUCUCAAACAUAUGUGCUGGCCUUGCUCAGUUUUGAAAACAGAACAGUUAGUGUGCAUUGAAGCAUAUUCCCAAGUAUCCCAAUGUCUGUCAGAUUCACUUAGUCUAUGUGAUUACCCAGGGCAAGAGAGCAAUGUUCCUGCCUUGCCAAAGACUGUAGAUGUGAAUUUGCUAAUGGAAUGCUUGACUGACUGGAAAAUGUAUUUCAAGAUGGCAUCUAGUGCCAAUGGAGCUGGCUCCAUGCUCCCUUUUCCUGGAGGUACCUGGUUACCUACUCUGGUAUUCAGUAUCUCAGCUGCUAUGAAACUAAGCAGGGUUAAAGCUACACACACAGUUCUGGUUGUGUGUAGGGGUACUUUGAAGAUGUUUGGCAUGUUCAGUACUCUGAAGUGACCUUGAGGUGUCAUUCAUGUUGCUGAUCUCUGCUCCUGUUUCUUGUCCAUGAGCAGCUGCACAGUUUUGGUUGUCGCUGGUUCCAGCUGCUUAUUUCUCAUGUCCAUGGGUGCCCACGUGAUUUUCCUCCAAAAGCUGCUCCAGAAACAUCUUCAUGAACAAGAUCAUGCCUUUAUUCAGUAGCACUGGUUAGAAGUGUGGCCUCUGAGGCCAGGUUUGAUUUUCUUUUAACUAAGGGCAAAAGAGAAAGCAGCUCUUACCCUGGAAGCUGGCUGCCUUGGUUUGUUCAUUGUGGGUGGAUGUACUUAAAAACUACAUGGGCACUUCAUUUCACAUUAGUGAGCUCUGCUGGCAGCUCAGCAAUGAAGCAAUGUAGGAAAAGUAGUAUUUUUGGUUUAGUAAGAUCUGGUCAGUUACACAUCUUUACCAAAUGCAGUGAAACAGAAAAAUUAACUUGUUCAAAAUGUCUCUGCAAGCAACAUCAAUUAGAGAUUACAGAAAUACAUUAUAAUUAUUAUCAAUAUCACAAUUCUGCUUGAUAAGGCUUCAGAAUGGGAUUUUUUAAUCCUGUGGAUCACAGCCACAUACUUUAGCAGCAGGGCAGGUCUGCUGACAGGUAUUGGUCAUUCACACUUCCAUAGGAUUUAUCUAUGGGAUCCAUGUUCUUGCUUGUCCCAAGAUAAAGUCUAGUGUGAUAUUAAAUCCAGAUGGAGUUGAUGAGCUUUACUUGUUUCAGACUGCAUAAGGGGAUGGAAAUUGCAUUUCUGAUUGAUUUCCUCUCUUCAUUUGGCAUCAAAAGUGAAAAAAAAUCACGUUAAUUGAGAAUUUAAGGGGAAAAAAAUAUCAGCAGGAAUUCAUCUACAAAAUGUGACUCUACUGCCACAGUUUUUAGUAACCACUGUCAUGAAAUAACUUUCUAGCAAUAAUAGUUUUGGUGUUGUGAACAGUUGCUAAAGUUAGCAGUCAGUAACAGAGAUAUGAGCUCAUGGCUGAUACCCAACCUGUAAAAAGAUGUGAACUACCUUGACAGUGUGCCCAAGUGUCUGAUGGGAAGCAGUGAAGAGGAAACCAGGCUCUUCUGAGUGGUGCCCAAGGAAGUGAUAAAUAGACAGUAGCACAAAUUGAAAUACAUGAAAAUCCUUUUAAGCAUUAGAAAAAUGUAAUUCACUGUGAAGGUGUUCAAACACUGGCACAGGUUGCCCAGAGAGGUGGUGGAGUGUCUGUUCUUGGAGAUACUCAGGUGCUGCCUGACCAUGGCCCUGAGCAGCCUGCCCUGCUUGGCCCUGCUUGCUCAGAGGUUGGACCAGAGCAUCUGCAGAGGUCCCUUCCAGCCUCAGCCAUUCCAUGAUUCUCUGAGCACAUUGAACUGCCUGUCUUUGCAGCGCUGGGUUUUUAAAUUUUGUUCUCCCUGCAACACAAACUUCCAGAUGGGCUGGAAAAUACCCAUGCUAAUAUUCCCCCCCACCCCUUUUUAGGUAAGCUGCUGUUUUUUGGGCAGCUGUGCCAGGAAGACAUUUACCUCUUUUGAGAUAUUUGCUUUCAGCAAAGAUAUUUAAAUACUGUAGCUGGUGAUAUGUUCCAACAGUGUAACACAAAAAGGAUUUAACUGUUUCUAACAUUGAUUAACCAAGUGCUGCAUGCCAUAUUCCAAACAGGAGUUUAUUUAUCUUUUAAAAUUAGACUAUUUCAUGUGGAAGUGUAUAAUCCCUGCCAUUCUCUCAGAAAGAAGGGAUCAACAUCCUGAGCUUCCCUGCAUGUGCAGACAAUGGUCAGUGCUCUUUUAGUAAGUGUGACACACAAUUUAUUUUGCUAUUAGAAUAAACAGACUUCACAAGAGGAUUGAGAGAAAGGGAAGGGCUGUUCUCUCUGAAUAAAGAAGCUUGGAAUUUGGGAAGCUUGGAGCUACCUUGCAAACAAGGUUUUAAUUGUAAACCAUGAUGGGCCAUGAUCUUGCCAUAAAAGACAAAGUGAUGUUUGUUGGAGCAGUUUAUACCUGUCAGGUGUAAUCUUUUCCCACUUC